Candidozyma pseudohaemuli is the source of this 1350-nucleotide messenger RNA. It is a transcript of the gene DFG5, whose product is annotated as putative mannan endo-1,6-alpha-mannosidase. The transcript has a single exon. The record is from RefSeq and is a predicted model, not a curated record. Gene Ontology annotation, biological process: budding cell bud growth; fungal-type cell wall biogenesis; carbohydrate catabolic process. Bases 1 to 1350 code for a protein of 449 amino acids. Lineage: Eukaryota; Fungi; Ascomycota; Pichiomycetes; Serinales; Metschnikowiaceae. Gene Ontology annotation, molecular function: mannan endo-1,6-alpha-mannosidase activity.
AUGAAGUGGUGGCUUUUCCCCUUCCUGCUUUUCCUGGCCGUCUGGGCCAUGGAGCUCGAUCCAGACAGUUUCGACAGUGUCUGUGAAGUGGCCCAAAAUGUCGUGCAAGGUCAAAUUAACUACUACGAAGGUCUCUCGUACGGUGGUACCGUUGGUGAGUUCGUUGCGCCUUACUACUGGUGGCACGCCGGAGAAGUGUUUGGCGGUUGGGUUGACUACUGGCACUUCUGUAAGCCUGACAACGAGACUUUUGAGAAGAUCUUGUCUGAUGCCAUGUUGCACCAGGCGGGGUCCAAAUGGGACUACAUGCCCAGCAACCAGAGUAUGACUGAGGGUAACGAUGACCAGGGUAUCUGGGGUUUGGCGCUUUUGCAAGCUGCCGAGAGAAACUUCACCGACCACGAGGACCACUCCUGGUUGUCGUUGGCUCAGUCCAUUUACAACCAGAUGGUGUCCAGAUGGGACGACUCUACAUGUAACGGAGGUUUGAGAUGGCAGAUUUUCACCUGGAACUCCGGUUACAACUACAAGAACUCUAUCAGUAACGGUUGUUUCUUCCACAUUGCCGCUCGUUUGUACCGUUACACUGACGAUGAGAGAUACCUUGAGCAGGCAGAGAAGAUCUGGGACUGGAUGUGGGGCGUUGGUUUCAUGAAGUACAAGCAAGAAAGUGGUGACUUUAUCAUCUACGAUGGUGCCGAUGACCAGACUAACUGUACUGACUUGACUGUCCACAGAUGGUCCUAUAUCUACGGUGUGUUCCUUGGUGGUUGUGCUUACCUCUACAACUCCACUGGUGAUGACGUUUGGAAGGAAAGAGUGGACGAAAUUUUGGUGGCCACUGAGGACUACUUUUACAACAACUCCAUCUUAACUGAGAAGACAUGUGCCCCAUGGGGCAUGUGUAACACUGACCAGCGUUUCUUCCUCGCUCUUCUCACAAGAAACAUGGGUUUGACUGCUACUUUGAUCCCAUCGAUGCACGACCACAUCAGAGACGACAUGUUGAAGAAGAGUGCUGUCGCUGCCGCGCAGUCGUGUUCUGGUGGAUCAGACGGUGUUACUUGUGGCCAGAACUGGAACUACAACGGCUGGGACGGUAAGUAUGGUUUGGGUGAACAAACCAACGCUUUGGAAACAAUCUUGACAAUGAUCACUACAGAACACGUUCCAUACACAGCGGACACAGGAGGACUGUCAAAAUCGGUCCCGGACGCCGGCAAUCAUUCCACCACAUCGGUGAACAAUAACGUUUUCGAUGUGGAGACCAAAGAUAGAGCUGGAGCGGCCGUGUUGACGGCCGUGGUGUUGGGUUUGACGUUGUCCGGAGGUGUUUGGAUGUUAUUUUAA